GAAAAAAUCGCUCACCAGCGCCGCUGCCAACUUCGAUACUUUUAAUUCGCGUAUCAACGGUAUUUUCCGCGGUGCUCAGAAUAUAAACUGGCGGACAAUUUUUCUUUGAUGCUUCUCCUCUUGCACGUGUCGUUCCGGUAGACAGCCAACAAGUUUGAAGCAGUGUAGUCUAUUGCCGCUAUUCCACAAGGGAAAUAAAAGAAAAAUCGUAAAAUAAUAAGCAUGUUGCUGCAGCACUUUACCCGUGCAUUCCACACAACACGUCUAGUGUUAGCUGGCGCUGAGAAAAGCGCAUUAGCGGCACUACGCAAAAAGACCGGCUACACAUUCGCCAAUUGCAAAAAAGCACUGGAAAUGCAUAAUAAUGAUAUAAAUUUGGCCGAAAAAUGGUUAAAUGAACAAGCGCAAAGUCUCGGCUGGUCAAAGGCGACAAAGCUUGCAGAACGUGCUACAGCUCAGGGUUUAGUAGGCGUACUUAUUCAUGGUAAUAUCGGCGCCAUGGUAGAGGUUAACUGUGAGACCGAUUUUGUCGCACGUAAUGAACAUUUCAAAAAUUUCGUCGAUCACGUGUCGCGCAUUUGUGCCAAGUACACUGAAAUCACGGAUUUUGAUGGUGACUUGUGGAAGCUUGGCUUCGAGGCUGAGGCGUUGCGGAAACUCCGUACUACAGAUGGCAAAACACUGGGCGAUCAAUUGGCAUUACUGAUUGGUGCUGUCGGCGAAAAUGCCUCAAUCAAACGUGCGAUAUGCUUUAAAACUAGCAAUGAUUUACAACUAGCCGGGUACGCACAUCCCACGUCCACCAAUGUGGCCGCAGUCGAGAACACAACACAAAUCGGCAAAUAUGGUGCCAUUGUCGCCUUUCGCGGGGCAAGUGUGGAUGAAGAGCUUCAAAAACAUAUUUGCCAGCAUAUUGUAGGACUUAAUCCCGUGAAGAUUGGCGAGGAAGGCAAAGAUAAGCCAAUGGCCAAUAAAGACGACGAGACUUGUCUCAUACAUCAGGAGUACUUGAUCGAUCCUGAUCGCACAGUGGGCGAGGUACUGAAGGAAAAUAACGUGACAAUCAUUGAUUACCAACGCUACGAGUGCGGAGAGGUGACGAAGAGCGAGCGCUUAGAGCAGGUUAAAUUAAGUAAUUAACUAUGCUAACGCAUAUGCAAUGUUAAAUAAUACUAAAAAUUAUUAUUGUUUUUAUAAUUUAGACAAAUAAAUUCAAAAAUAAAACCAAUAACAAUUUGAGAGAUAAAUA
This is a messenger RNA of Anastrepha obliqua, 1249 nucleotides long. RefSeq names its product elongation factor Ts, mitochondrial (gene mEFTs). Gene Ontology annotation, molecular function: protein binding; translation elongation factor activity. The transcript is spliced from 4 exons. The coding region runs from base 223 to 1140 and encodes 305 amino acids. Gene Ontology annotation, biological process: mitochondrial translational elongation. The record is from RefSeq and is a predicted model, not a curated record. Lineage: Eukaryota; Metazoa; Arthropoda; Insecta; Diptera; Tephritidae. Gene Ontology annotation, cellular component: mitochondrial matrix.